This is a messenger RNA of Lathyrus sativus (Indian pea), 438 nucleotides long. NCBI's taxonomy places the organism in Eukaryota, Viridiplantae, Streptophyta, Magnoliopsida, Fabales, Fabaceae. The record is from the annotation of a GenBank genome assembly.
AUGGAUCCUUCCAACUCUUCCCACAAUGCAAAAAUGUUCAUGGAUUAUAUGAAUGAUGAUAUAGAUGAACAACUUGUGAUGCCGCUUAUGGAAGAAGAAUCCUCGAGAUCUAAAAGGCCUAGACAUCAAAGAAGGAAUAUAGAGAGGAAUCGUGAAGAGGGACAUGAUCGAUUAUUCAAUGAUUGUUUUUCAGAAACUCCGGUAUACACGAAUGAGCAGUUUCGUCGAAGGUAUCGAAUGUAUAAACAUGUGUUCCUUCGUAUUGUGGAAGCUCUGGGUCAAUACGGUGAGUAUUUUCGAAUGAUGGUUGAUGCAACUGGUAGGUCAAGUCUUUCACCAUUACAAAAAUGCAUUGUUGUUAUCCGUAUGUUGGCAUAUGGAACAUCUGCUAAUAUUGUGGAUGACUAUUUGAGAAUUGAUGAAACCGUGACACUAUAA